Messenger RNA from Erinaceus europaeus (western European hedgehog), 7965 nucleotides. RefSeq lists its product as uncharacterized. Gene Ontology annotation, molecular function: DNA-binding transcription repressor activity, RNA polymerase II-specific. Gene Ontology annotation, biological process: negative regulation of transcription by RNA polymerase II. The transcript is spliced from 18 exons. The record is from RefSeq and is a predicted model, not a curated record. Lineage: Eukaryota; Metazoa; Chordata; Mammalia; Eulipotyphla; Erinaceidae.
GGGUUAGACAGAGGGUAAAAGAAUUUGGGGUGUGAUGAACCCCCUUUGCUUCUGCAGCCCUGCCUGUGUGCAGAGAAGGCCCUUGCUGGAUAGAACGUCGCCGCCUCGCCGCUGCAGAGCCAGCCCGCUGUGAGUGCGCCUUUGCUUCUUUUGUUCCGUGGCGGGUCCGCGCUUCUCAGUACCUGGGGCUCUUUAUUACCUUCUUUUGAGAUGUCUGGUUUAAGGAGAGUGGUGACAGGCUCAACGGCUUUGAGCCUUCAAGUUUUCCCUUUCUAGUGGCCACUGAGUGCAGUUCUGUGUAUGAAUUUACUCUGAACGUCCUGGUUUUUUUUUUUUUUUUUUUUUUUUUUUUUGCUUUCCCCACUAAGUGUCCUGAGGGGAGCAAUAUCCUUGUUGGGCUGAGGCUCAUGUUUUUGUUUUUCCACUGUCAUUUGUUCAGGAGCGGUUUCUGGGCUUAGCUUUUUGUUGUUUGUUUGUUUGGUUGGUUGUUUUGUGGCACGAUUUCACCACUCCGAAGGCGACUUUUUCAUUAUGAUUGCUUCGGGUCCAGAGAAGGAUAUAUUAACAAAAGAGGGAACAAGAACUGGAGCAUCACUGUGUCCUAUGCAAUGAAAGGGAUUGAAUUCACGGCCUGGGAGCAUCCAAGUUAUGCACUCUUAUCUGUUGUGCCACCCCGCCCCUCUCCCAGCUGCUAUUUUUAAAAAUUAUUUUUAAAGAUUUGUUUUAUUUCUUUUCAAAACUUUUAUUCACUAAUUUUACUGAGAGAGAAAAGAGGAAGAUGAGGAAAGAGAGAACCAUGUGAUGAUGCCGGAGAUCAGACACGACCUCAGCAUCAGUGGACUCUCUUUGUAGAUGAUCCUUGGGAAAACAAACAAACAAACAAACAAAAAAAACCUGACCAGUUCUUUGAAUUCUGGCAUCAUGGCUCAUGAUCUGGUCAUGUUCAGAGAUGUAUCUGUAGACUUUUCUCAGGAAGAAUGGGAAUGUUUGGACUCAUAUCAAAGGAAUUUGUACAGAGAUGUGACAUUAGAAAACUAUAGCAACUUGGUGUCAUUAGGAUGUCCCAUUUCUAAGCCAGAUGUGAUUACACUAUUAGAGCAAGGGAAAGAACCCUGGAUAAUUGUGAGGGAUGAGAAAAGAAGAUGGAGCCUAGAUUUAAAAUCCAAAUAUGACACUAAAAUGUGGUUUCAAGACAAGAAUGCUGGUGAAAUGAAUUUAUCUCAGUGGGAGAUAAUAGAAAAAAUGCGAAGUUGUGGCUUUGAAAGCUCUUUUUACAGAAAAGAUACAGAAUAUAAAAAGUUUGAGGGUCAAGAGGGUUCUCAAAAGGGAUAUUUCAGGCAUGUGAAUAAAAGCAUCUCUGAAAAAAUGCCCAUUUAUAGGAAACUCACAACUUUUACCCUAUACCAGAGAGUUCAUAAUAGAGAGAAACCCUAUGAAUGUGGGGAAUGUGGGAAAGCUUUUAGGGUACGGCAGCAACUUACUUUCCAUCAGAGAAUUCACACUGGUGAGAAACCCUAUGAAUGUAAAGAGUGUGGAAAAGCUUUUCGGCAAAGUGCCCACCUUAGUCGACAUCAGAGAAUUCACACUUCUGAUAAGCUUUGUGAAUGUAAAAAAUGUGGAAAGAUCUUUACAUGUGGUGCAGAUCUUCGAGUACAUCAGCUAAUUCAUGUUGGUGAGAAGCCUUAUGAGUGUAAGGAAUGUGGGAAGGCCUUUAGAGUUCGAGGACAACUUAAUCUCCAUCAUAGAAUUCACACUGGUGAGAAACCCUAUGAAUGUAAGGAAUGUGGGAAGACAUUUAGACAGUAUGCACACCUAACUCGGCAUCAAAGACUUAAUAUUGCUGAAAAGUGUUAUGAAUGUAAGGACUGUGGACAGGCUUUUCUGUGUAGUACAGGCCUUAGACUACAUCACAAACUUCAUACUGGUGAAAAACCCUAUCAAUGUAAAGAAUGUGGAAAAGCCUUUAGAGUUCGGCAACAACUUACUCUUCAUCAGAGAAUUCACACUGGUGAGAAGCCUUACGAUUGUAAGGAAUGUGGAAAAACCUUCAGUCGUGCCUAUCACCUAACUCUCCAUCAGAGAAUUCACACUGGUGAGAAGCCUUAUGAAUGUAAGGAAUGUCAGAAGUUCUUUCGUCGUUACUCAGAACUUAUUUCACACCAGGGCAUUCAUAUUGGAGAGAAACCCUAUGAUUGUAAGGAAUGUGGGAAGGCUUUCAGACUGUUUUCACAGCUUACUCAACACCAGAGUAUUCAUUUUGGUGAGAAACCUUAUAAAUGUAAGGACUGUGAGAAGACUUUUAGGUUGCUUUCUCAGCUUACUCAACAUCAGAGUAUUCAUACUGGUGAGAAACCCUAUGAUUGUAAGGAAUGUGGAAAGGCCUUUAGACUUCAUUCAUCACUUAUUCAGCAUCAGAGAAUUCAUUCUGGUGAGAAACCUUAUGAAUGUAAGGAAUGUAAGAAGGCCUUUAGACAACAUUCACACCUUACUUACCAUCAGCGAGUUCACAAUAUCAUGCUAAACUUAAGGAAAUUUGUUUUAGAAGUUCUUAGUGAAUGGGUUUUACACCAGUAUAAAUUAUAUGAUAUACUCUUAAGUUCACCACUACAAGCCUUCUCAGACACCUUACAUUCAAAAGACUCAACCUCCUGUGGCCCGAGACGCCGGAACCUCUGGGGGAGGAAUCACCGGAAUGAAGCGGGCGGGGUCCGCCCCACGCAGAGGCGGGAGGUGCGGCUCUCACGGCCCGACUCCCACCGGAGGCCCCAGAGCCGCGGCCCCGCGGGAUGCGGGGUCUUCCGGGACAGACGGGCGCGCAGGACACGCCCCCGGGGCGCCGAACCCGGCCACCCGGACGCUCCCGCUGGGUGCCAUGGCGCCCCACGAGACCCGGCGGUCAGGGCGGCUGGCCGGACUCGGGACUGGACGGGUUCUGCGAUGCAUGCCGAGCUCUUGUCCGAGCCUCCACUGGGCAGGGGCGGCUGGAUUCUUCCAAGGGCAAAGUCACAGACCGUUAUUUCAGUUGGAAGCGGCGGUUUGUACGGUGUGUUGGGGGAUGGGGGCGGGGGGAGACGUGGCUCCGUUGCUGUUACUCCGGGCCGGAAGUGUGAACUGCUCUCCGUCUGCAACUUGGGGCUGGUCAAUUUGGUUCCCGGAAGACGAGGUGGCGGAAGAGAGACCUCUGCCCACUUGCUAAAGUGUGUGGGUGGGUGUAGCGGCUGUCAGCUCGCUGAUGUUUCCAAGAAGAUUGGCUACUGGACUCCGGAGCCUUUGCUUCCCCUUACACCCCUCCCCGCCACACACAGUGUAAUAAAGGGUAUUGCACCAAAGGAGACACCUCUUAGCCGCCGGCAGCUUACUGGACUACACUUCCCAGAGGCCUCUAGGCGCAGUACUCGCUCGCGCGAGAACUUCCCUGGGGCUGAGCAGGGUCUUGUGGGGGGUCCAGAUAUACAUGGAAUAAGAUCAUCCUGCUGGGAGAUAAUUGAAAGACAUAUAAAAAACAGCAUUGAAUGUUCAAGUUUCAGAGGUGAUUGAGAAUAUAAAAGCCAGUUUGAGAGAAAAAAAGAAUCUCAGGAAGGACAUUUCAUUCAAAUGUUAUUUACACCUGAAGACAUGCCCACUUUCAGUACUCAGCAUCAGAGAAUUCACACUGAUGAGAAACUCUUUGAAUGUAAGGAAUGUGGGAAAGAUUUUAGUUUUGUAUCAGUCCUUAUUCGACAUCAGCGAAUUCAUACUGGUGAGAAACCUUUUGAGUGUAAAGAAUGUGGCAAGACUUUUGGUAGUGGUGCAAACCUUGCUUACCAUCAACGAAUUCAUACUGGUGAGAAACCUUAUGAAUGUAGUGAAUGUGGGAAAGCUUUUGGUAGUGGCUCAAAUCUUACCCACCACCAAAGAAUUCAUACUGGUGAGAAACCGUAUGAAUGUAAGGAAUGCGGGAAAGCCUUUAGUUUUGGAUCGGGACUUAUUCGUCAUCAGAUAAUUCACAGUGGUGAAAAACCUUAUGAGUGUAAGGAAUGUGGAAAGUCCUUUAGUUUUGAAUCAGCUCUUACUCGUCAUCACAGAAUUCACACAGGUGAGAAACCUUAUGAAUGUAAAGACUGUGGGAAGACCUUUGGCAGUGGCUCAAACCUUACACAGCACCAGAGGAUUCAUACUGGUGAGAAACCCUAUGAGUGUAAAGCCUGUGGAAUGGCCUUUAGUAGUGGUUCAGCCCUUACUCGGCAUCAGAGAAUCCAUACAGGUGAGAAACCUUACAUAUGUAAUGAAUGUGGGAAAGCUUUUAGUUUUGGAUCAGCCCUCACUCGACAUCAAAGAAUUCACACUGGUGUGAAACCAUAUAUAUGUAAGGAAUGUGGGAAGGCUUUUAACAGUGGAUCAGAUCUCACUCAGCAUCAACGGAUCCACACUGGUGAGAAGCCUUAUGAGUGUAAGGAAUGUGAAAAAGCCUUUAGAAGUGGUUCAAAACUUAUACAGCAUCAAAGAAUGCACACUGGUGAGAAACCGUAUGAGUGUAAGGAAUGUGGGAAAGCCUUUAGUAGUGGUUCAGACCUCACUCAGCAUCACAGAAUUCAUAAUGGAGAGAAGCCCUACGAAUGUAAAGACUGUGGGAAAGCUUUUAGUAGUGGCUCAAAACUUAUUCAACACCAGCUAAUUCACACUGGUGAAAAACCUUAUGAAUGUAAAGAAUGUGGGAAGUCUUUUGUUAGUGGUUCAGCCCUUAAUAGACAUCAGAGAAUACACACAGGAGAGAAACUUGGUAAAGGUAAGGAAUGUAGGAAGAGUUUUAAUAGUGGCUUGAGACUUACUCAACAUCAGAUAAUCCAUACUGGUGAGAAUAUUUAUAAAUCUAGGGAAUAUGGGAAGACUUUUGGGAAGGACUCAGAAUUUCAGCAACAUAAGUCAAAUUUGAUCAAAGAGCCUCCCUAUACUUGGCUCUCCUGCGUCCCGUCCAAUCCUCUGAGGCUUCCAGACUUCCAGGUUCUGUGCUGGCGCUACCUGCAGCGGGUCGUGGUCAGUGCUGAGACUCAGACAGCGCCUACAACUCCCAAACGCCCGCACUACAAGUCCCAGGAUACCCCGCGGCGCCCGUCCCGCAGCUGGGAGGUGACCAGAGAACAAAGGAAGAUCAGCUGUUGGACAACUGAAAGUGUUGUUAUUCCAGAUGUGAGAACCAAAGCCAUAAAACUCUUAGAAGAAAACAAAAUAAUUGUUCAGGGCAUACCUGAAAUUAAUACCGACGAGAAGAUCCAUUUUGAAUUUGAGCAAUACAUAUAUGUCAAGGGUCAUAUCUCUAAGUCAAUAUUGUUCAAGGAUGUGGCCAUAAACUUCUCUCGGGAAGAAUGGGAGAGCUUGGAUUUGGAACAGAAGAAUUUGUACAGAGAUGUGAUGUUAGAGAACUAUAGCAACCUAGUUUCACUAGGGUUUUCCAUAUCUAAACCUGGUAUUAUCUCUUCACUGAAGCAAGAUAAAGAUCCCUGGAAGGUGGUGCAGGUUAUAGCAAGAGGUCAGAGCCUAGACUUGGAUCCCAGGUAUAAGACAAAGAAGCUUAAUUCAAAUGAAGAAAUUUGUGAAACAGAAUUAUCCCAAUGGGAGACAACAGAACAACUUACAAACAGUAAGUGUAAACGUAUUCCCAAUGACAGGGAAAGCAAAGACAAGUUUGAAAGCCAGCUAGAAAUUAAAGAGAGACUUUCUAGGGAAACAGUAAUCACCAAUGAAGAAAGUUCUAAUACUAGCCAGACAACACUUCCUACAUUGCAAAAGAACAUUCAUUCUACUGAGAAAUCCAGUGAAUGUAAAACAUGCAGAAAGUAUUUUAGUGUUGGCUUUCAAGAGACUGAAAAUCAGAAAAAUCAUUCUGAUGAAAAAAUCUAUGAAUGUAAAGAGUGUGGAAAGUUGUUUAUUCAGGACACUCAGAAUGAUAAGGCUGUUAAGAAAUCUCAUGAAUGUAAGCACUGUGGAAAAAUAUAUACUUGUGCCUCACAACUUUCUACUCAUCGAAAAAUUCAUACUGCAGAGAAACCUUAUAAAUGUAAAGAGUGUGGGAAGACCUUUCUCCGUGGUUCUCAUCUUAAUCAGCACCAAAGAAUUCAUACUGGUGAAAGACCUUUUGAAUGUAAUGAAUGUGGGAAGUCUUUUUUUCGUGGCUCACAACUUACAUACCAUCAGAGAGUUCAUACUGCAGAGAAACCCUAUCAAUGUAAAGACUGUGGAAAGGCCUUUAUUCGUGGGUCACAACUUAAUGAGCACCAGAGAACUCAUACUGGUGAGAAACCCUACAAAUGUAAGAAAUGUGGUAAAGCCUUUACUUAUGGCUCACAGCUUACCCUACAUAACAGACUUCAUACUGGAGAAAAACCAUAUAAAUGUAAAGAUUGUGAUAAGUCCUUUAUUUGUGGCUCUCAACUUACUGAACAUCAGAGGGUUCAUACAGGUAUAAAACCACAUGAAUGUAAGCAGUGUGGACAAACCUUUAAUUAUGGCUCACAACUCAUGCGACAUCAGAGGAUUCACACAGGUGAGAAACCCUACGAAUGUGAAGAAUGUGGGAAAUCAUUUGUUCGUGGUUCACAGCUUACUGAACAUCAAAAAAUUCACACUGGUGAAAAACCCUUUGAAUGUAAGGAUUGUGGGAAAGCCUUUAUUCGUGGCUCACAUCUUACUCAGCAUAGGAGGGUCCAUACUGGUGAAAAGCCUUAUGAAUGUAAAGAUUGUGGGAAGGCCUUUAUUCAUGGUUCACAGUUAACUCAACACCAGAAAGUUCAUACAGGUCAGAAUCCAUAUGAAUGUAAGGACUGUGGAAAGGUCUUUCUUUGUGCCUCACAACUAACUCUACAUGAGCUUUUCCAUACUGAUAAGAAACCAUAUGAAUGUCUGGAAUGUGGUAAAAUUUUUAUUCGUGGAUCACAGUUAACUUACCAUCAGAGAGUGCAUACUGGUGAGAAGCCCUAUGUAUGUAAUGAGUGUGGGAAGACUUUUAUUCGUGGUUCACAUCUUACUCAGCAUCAGAGAAUUCAUACAGGUGAGAAACCAUACAAAUGUGACAAAUGUGAUAGGGCCUUUAAUCGCGGCUCACAACUUACUCAGCAUCAGAAAAUCCAUUCUGAUGAGAGGCCUUAUAAAUGUAAUGAAUGUGAUAAGCACUUUAUACGCCAGUCACACCUUAUUCAACAUGAGAAGUGUCAUAGUGGAGAAAAAAUAUGAAAAUACUAAUUUAGUAUAUCAUUUACCUGUCUGUCCAUAAGAAUUUUGGAAUAUCAGAAAAUUUCAGGUAUGAAUGUGGAAAAUGUUUAAGCUACUAAGUAAUUCACUAUCAGAAAAUUCACAAAGAAAAAAUAAUUAUUUAGAUUAAUUAAUAUUAAUGCAGAAUCACUUUCCAUCAUAUUUCAAUCUUUGUUACACAUUAGUGACUUCAUACUAGAGCAUAACAAUAACAUGGAAGUUUCUCUUAUUUAGCAUUAUCUGAGUGCCACUAUUUACUCUGUGGAUGUUUCUUUUGAAAAAUUACUGGUUAAGUUUGAUUUAUUUUCCUCAAUUAUAAAACAUUAACCUCAUCAUAGUGUUUAACAUAUUAAAGGAGUAACUAUAUAUAUAAUUUAAAUAAAAAUAUAAUUUAUAAUUUAUGCACAGUAAAUACUAGCUGCUGUAAACAUUAUUAUUGAGUAUUUUAACUGUAUACUAUUAAGAACUUAAAUAAAUGGAAGAUUUUGUGAAUGUACUACAUAAAGUAAAAUUUUAAUUAUUCUAAGCAAGCACCAGAUAAAUAAUUUUGCUUGUUGCAAAAUGUAAAAUUCACAAAACUUAUAAUAAAAUUAAAGUGAAUUUUAACCUUGUUACAAUAAUAAAAGGAACUUAUAGUUUAAGUUAUAAGGAUAAAUAAGUGGCUAUUAAAAUUAACCUGCUUAUGAACAUUUGUUGAUAGGUUUUCUGUGAACAUAAAUUCCAAUUUCCCUGGUAAAAUGC